AUGACAACAAUGCUACCGACAACACCCGUAGCCACCACGUCACCGAGACCAACAACUUCAACAACCACGACAAUUUCAACAACCACGAGAAUUAUCACCACAACAACGACAACCAUGACAGCAACGACAACUUCAACAACCAUGAGAAUUAUCACCACAACAACGACAACCAUGACAGCAACGACAACUUCAACAACCAUGAGAAUUAUCACAACAACAACAAUAACCUACGUGCCUAGCAGUAAGUAACAAGACUCUUGGGUGAUAAUUCACUUCAUGACUGUGUAGAGAAUCGAUAUCACAGAGUUUAAACGACACGAU
Rotaria sp. Silwood2 is the source of this 321-nucleotide messenger RNA. Lineage: Eukaryota; Metazoa; Rotifera; Eurotatoria; Philodinida; Philodinidae. The record is from the annotation of a GenBank genome assembly.